UUCUUUACUCCUGUAACUUCAUCAGACAUCUGUAUUUAUUUGUUUUAGCCGUUUUUGUUUGUUGGUUUUUUUACUGUCACGGACUUAAACUGCGGAAUUCGUACGUAAUCGGAUUUAAACCGGUUUUGAUUUUGGGGUACCGCCAGUUACCGUGGAGACUGCGCACCCUCCUCUCUUCGUUUUCGAUUCCAAUGGACUGGACCAUUAUUGCACUUCUGCAUGUUUUCCUGCAGCCAUCUCUAGCAGCGUUGUUUACAGUGGAGGCAGAGCAGACCUCAUACAUGUCGGAGUAUGGAGGAAAUGUUGUGCUGGGCUGCAAGUUUUCCUCCCAACCAGAAAAUCCUCAGAAUGGCCUGAAGGUUAUCUGGCACUGGAUGACCAGCAACCCGCAGGAAGUGAUGCGACUGGAAGACAGCGUGGAGUCCUUUGCAUCUCCGAAGUACCGUGGUCGAGUGAAGCUUCUCUCUGAUGAGCUGAAAAACGGCUGGGCAAAGUUACAGAUAUCAGAUCUCAGGAUCACUGACUCGGGGACCUAUCAGUGUUUAAUUCAAACAACAGAAGGAAACGAUUAUAAAACUAUAGGUUUGUCAGUUGGAGCUCCAUAUAAAUCGAUCACAAAGCGGAUUGAGACGACAGCGGAGGGGGAUAAGGUGGUGUUGACCUGCCAGUCUGAGGGUUACCCGGAGUCUGUUGUUGUGUGGCAGAAUGGACAUUUGCAGGAACACCAUCCAAACACCACAACUAAACCAGCGCCAGACAAUCUAUUCAAAGUCACCAGUCACAUUGAAGUCAGCUCCACAGAGAAAAACAAUUACACAUGUAACUUUACCAAAGAUGGCUACUCUGCUACAUUUCACAUUCCAGAUGAGAUACUCUCCCCUCAUGGAAAAAACGAUGUCCUUAUUCCUGUGUUGUGUAUUGGAUUUCUGUUAGCUGCCCUCGGUGUUGGAAUGGUGACUUACAAACAUAAAAAAGGUUCCAGAAGUCCCAGCACCAGGAACUGUCUAGUUGAUGAUGGGGAGAACUCCACAUCUGCCACUGCCUGCCUAAAAAGAGAUAAAGAAAGAGAGCUUGAGGAAAUAGUUAUUACUGAAGAGGAAAACCUGAGGUCACAUCUGAAAGCUCGUUAUUCUGAUUUCUCCCUCACUACAAAGGUGAGAUGCCACUGUGAUAAUUUCGCUGCAGAGGAGCUGCCCCACAGGCUGCAAAACAAUGAGGGCCUACAUGUGAGACUCCAGGAUCUACUCCCGAAAGCUGGUAAAGUCCUGUUACUCGAAGGGCCCUCAAGCAGUGGGAAAACAACCGUAGCCAAUAUCCUGCUCUCAUCUUGGACCGAUGGUGCUCCCAAAUUCUUUGACGGCAGUUUUUUGGAUCUUCUUCUGUAUGUGAACUGCAGCGCCUUGAGGGGGGACUUGUUUGAGGAAGCAAGAACUCAGCUGUCUCUCAUUAACAAGGUAUCAGCAGAGGAGCUGAGGACUGCUCUGGCCAAGUCCGACAAGACUCUGCUACUAUUGGAUGGUUAUAAAGAGGGGAACCACUUUUCUGAUGAGACUUUAAGGAGGUUUCUAAGUGAUAGAGGAUCUUGUAGAGUAUUGGUCACUUCCUGUCCAGGUGACUGUCCUGUGCUCAAACAGACUCUGACAACAGAAGGGACGCUGACGCUUCAUAUGCAAUCUGGAAAGUACUGAGAACUUAAACAUAUUUAACAAUUGUAACAUUUUUAAAAGUUUUUAUGGUUUGUAUAGUUUUUUAAAG
Cyprinodon tularosa is the source of this 1755-nucleotide messenger RNA. Its product is annotated as programmed cell death 1 ligand 1-like. NCBI's taxonomy places the organism in Eukaryota, Metazoa, Chordata, Actinopteri, Cyprinodontiformes, Cyprinodontidae. The record is from RefSeq and is a predicted model, not a curated record. Gene Ontology annotation, biological process: negative regulation of T cell proliferation; cellular response to lipopolysaccharide; positive regulation of T cell proliferation. The coding region runs from base 192 to 1688 and encodes 498 amino acids. The transcript has 10 exons. Gene Ontology annotation, cellular component: external side of plasma membrane.